This is a messenger RNA of Thermothelomyces thermophilus ATCC 42464, 1937 nucleotides long. Its product is annotated as glycoside hydrolase family 16 protein. The record is from RefSeq and is a predicted model, not a curated record. The transcript is spliced from 6 exons. NCBI's taxonomy places the organism in Eukaryota, Fungi, Ascomycota, Sordariomycetes, Sordariales, Chaetomiaceae. Gene Ontology annotation, biological process: glucan catabolic process. Gene Ontology annotation, molecular function: hydrolase activity, hydrolyzing O-glycosyl compounds. The coding region runs from base 125 to 1285 and encodes 386 amino acids.
GGCCUCUUCUGUUCCGAACCCGUCGCAGUGUCAGGAGCUCCAAGUCGGGCUCCCCGCAGCCAAUCUCACCAUCAUCCUGCUCGGGGGGGUCGAACCGCCCUUCUGAGCUCCCGAGCGGCCCGAGAUGAGGCCGACCAGUCCGGUCAUCUCGGCAUACGAGAUGGCGGGUUACUCAUCGUCCCCGUCGCGGUGGAAGCCGGCCAGCUGGACGAGAAGGAUAUGGCUGAUCGUCGGCACAGUCGUCGUGCUGAUCGUGGUCGUGGUCGUUGGCGCCGUCGUGGGCGUGAAGGCGACGAGGAACAAUGGCGGCGGAAACUCGAGCUAUCCCGACUACUUCAAGCUGAACUACACCCUGAUUGAUACCUAUUCGGGGACUACCUUCUUUGACAAGUUCAACUACUUCCACACUUGGGACCCUGCCGGGGGAUUUGUCCACUACGUCGAUCCGGACUAUGCCGGCACAUAUAACCUCACCUGGGCAACGUCUUCCACCGCCCUGAUCCGCGUCGACACCACUGUCGGACCGGGUUCCGAGCCGGACGCCUCCACCGGCCGCUUCUCGGUCCGUCUCGAGUCCAAGACGCAGUACGGCCCGGGACUGUUCCUCUUCGACGUCAAGCACACCCCGUACGGGUGUGCUACAUGGCCAGCCCUCUGGCUCACCGACCCCAACAACUGGCCCGACAACGGCGAGAUCGACGUGAUGGAGGCCGUCAACCAAGCCGCGGCGGGCACCCUCGUCGCCCUGCACACCACCGCCGGCUGCACCAUGGCCGACGUCCGGCGCGACAUGGCCGGCGCCGCCGAGCAGGCGGACUGCCACAACGCCACCAACUCCAACGCCGGCUGCGCCGUCCGGGGCGCCCCCGCCACCUACGGCCCCGAGUUCAACGAGGCCGGCGGCGGCAUCGUCGCGCUCGAGUGGCGCGCCGAGGGCAUCCGCGUCUGGGUGUUCCCGAGAGGCGGAAGCGGAAGCGGAAGCGGCGGCGGUGACGAGAGAGGGCUGGCGGCGCUGCCGGCCGCCGAGGCCAAAGAGACCCCGGACCCGAGCGCCUGGGGCCCGCCGCUGGCCGACUUCCCGGCGACCAGCUGCGAUGUGGGCAGCCACUUCCGGAACCAGAGCAUCAUUAUCAAUAUCGACCUGUGUGGCUAUCUGACCGAGGCGGUAUGGGAGGAGUCUGGGUGUAGUCGUCUGAAGUGCAUCGAUUUCGUCGCCAACAACCCUUCGGCGUUCACCAACGCGUAUUGGGAGUUUGGCGCCUUUCAAGUCUAUAAGGCGCAAUGAGAGAGAGAUGGAAUAGGAGGCUUCAUGUCUUACUCUAUGCUUCAUGACCGGAAAUCUGUAGAUGCCCCUGAACCGAGCAAAAUAAUUGACUCCAUGUCGAAUUUCCGUCUUGCCCAUCUCGUCAAUAAUCCUCGGCAUGCAUGGCCCCUGUCCCCUUUCGAAACCUUCUAUCGUGCCUCGAGAGAUUAAGCGGAGUUGUUUCGCGCCGAACCAAUGUCUGCCAGACCGUCUCUAUGUAACCCGCUGAACAGCCCGCGCUCCAAGGUCUAACCAAAGCAAACGACUUGCCCCCAAAAACGCCAACGCCAUCAAACAAGACAAAAGUGCCGUCCCUCCUAGCAACCAAGAUAGCCGGAGAACAACAGGAAAGGCCGCCAAACAUAUAGUAGUAGUAGUAGUACAGCACCUUCUAUCUUCACACCUUCCCCGGAUGAAAAAAAAACGGCUUCAGUCCUCGUCCUUGGGCAUCCUCAUCCACGCAUCGAUGGCCGCGCUGAACGCCGCGAAACCGGCGCACCCGACCGCCGCCGCCUGCGGGCCGCCGUUCCGCGCCAAGAUGGCGCCCGUCAGACACCCGGCCGCGACGCCGUUGCCCAUGUCGUUCUUCGCCCGGAGCCCCUCGAUGCCGCACUCGAUGCCGCUGAAGAGCGCG